This is a messenger RNA of Xyrichtys novacula (pearly razorfish), 17531 nucleotides long. NCBI's taxonomy places the organism in Eukaryota, Metazoa, Chordata, Actinopteri, Labriformes, Labridae. The record is from the annotation of a GenBank genome assembly.
AUGGACAAAGUGAGGAGGAUCCUGGUUCAUGUUUGUAAAGACCGAGCGGCCCCUCAGAGGGCCCAGUUUGUUCAGGUCAGUCAGGUGGCUCCUCUGACCUGUUAAAGGACGAGUUCACAGUUUUAAACCUUCCUGUUCGGGUCGGGCAUCGAUGGGAACCGGGACCAACCCAUUCUGCCCGAACCAUUCAAAAAUGGAUUACAAGUUUUAAUGCCGGAGUCUGCCGACCGGGAGAAAUAGCCGCUAAAUAUGUGUGUGUGUGUUUGUGUGCGUGCGCAUUGCAACACACAGCGGUGUAAAGUUUGGCUAAACUUGAGCAGGAAGAAAUUAACUGUCAUCUCAGUGAAACAUUUGCGUUACAGUAAUUUUGUUUAGAGGACGAACAACCAACAUGAUGAAACAACUCCAGAUUCAUGGAGUAGAAAUAACCAAGGGCCCCGUCCAGGGCUCCACAGUGCGACCGUUUCACUCACAUAUGCGACUAAAAAUAGAUGUGUGUGAAUUGUAAAAUUUAUUUAGGGUCACGUGUGCUCAUAAAUACAUCAACAAAUGUUUUUUUUUCCUGUAAAUACAGCAGUGAAGUCAGUUUUAGGUUGGAUAUUUGAUGGACAUUCACUGAGGAUCUACCGGUGUCUUCUCACUCUCCAUAACCGGGAAUAACAACGGCAGCGCAGUUAAAUCUACUCUGCACCCUCACUGUCAAUGUCAGGUGUUGAAUAAGGGACCAUCAACAAAUUACCGGUUGAUGUUCUCUUCAAUAGCUUCUAUGUCAUGUGACCAAAAUCUAAAAUUGAUUUCAAAUAAUAGUACUAAGGUUGGACAAUAAGACAAACAUUAUUUGAUCAAUUUUCAUUGUUCCCCUAAAGUUCUUUGUGUGUUCCUUUCUUUUUCAACUGAGGAGAACAUGUGAAAACGUUAGAGUCAAGCCCUGUCCCCGUCUGUGAUGAGCUGCGCUGGUCUUCUUCUAACCAGUCAGAACCAGAUCAGUAAAACAAUGAAUGAUGUCUGUCUUCUUUAAACACUGAAGCGGUAAACAAAUCGUACUGUAUAUGGUUUAUCACAUUAUUAUUAGAUUAGCCCCAUGUCCUUUUUCAUAGACAAACGACCUGACAACAGAUUAAGAAUUAUAUUAAUAACAACAACUUUAUUUUUACAUCACUUUUAAAAACAGAAGUUUACAAAGUGCUUUGACAAACAGUUGCAAAGCACACAACAUCAGCACAUGGAAAUAAAAACAAAUAAAAAACAAAAGCUUAGUUAAAAACCUCUGAAUUGAAGAACAAUUUCAUUUGUCAUAAGAAACCUAGACAAUACAAGAACCCUACAACAUAAAAUGAGACCAUGAGGACCAAAAUAAAAACAUAAAAUAGGUAAGAAAAAGAAAUGUAAUAAAAAAGGGGGUAGAAAGCAGGAAACAGGAUAGUAAAUAUAAAAAGACGAUAUUAAUAAUGAUAAUACAAUAAUAAUGAUGGUAAUAGUAAUGCUAAAAUGGCAUAAAAAAUGAGCAGGAAAAAACAAUAAAAUCAAUAAAAGGCCUAAAAGGUUAAAUAAGAAAAGAUUAUAAGUAAAACAAAGGCUAAAAGGACAGCAAGUCAAAAUAAGAUAAAAGACGGCAUCACAUAAAAGUCUGAAAAAGUGAGUUUUUAAAUUUGACUUAAAAGAAGCGACUGUCUCUGCUGUACGCCUGAUCUCCUCUGGCAGGUCAUUCCAAAGUCGAGGAGCUCUGAUGGAGUAAGAUCUAUCAACUUCAGUUUUGAGCCUCGACUUUGGAAUGACCAGGAGGCCUUCGCCAGAGGAUCUGAGGCUGCAAGUUAGCUCACAUGGUAUUAAAAGCUCUGAAAUGUAGCUCGGAGCAAGUCCUUUGAGAGCUGUAAAAGAAAUCAAUAAAAUCUUAAAAUCAAUUCUAAAACUGACAGGAAGCCAGUGAAGAUUGAUCUUUAUUUACUGGUUAAAAAUAUUGAUAUUGAUUGACGCCGAUCGCUGACCCAUGCCACGGUCAAAGAAAAUGUGCUCUUCCCCAAUCAGCAACACCUGUCACUGGUUUCCUCUCCACAUAUAACUGUCAGCUCCUCUUACAACAGAAGUUACCAAAAUAAACGAGAGAACAACAAAAACAAAUAUUUAAUCUGACUCCUACAACAAUCAUAAAAACUCACCGGGGCCGACACGAAUAUAUAACGUGAAACUACGAAAUAUUCGGAGGCGAAUUUUGACGUGUCUGACUAUACACAUCAAGCCCAAUGCGAUUUUGCAACUUUCCAGGGGGGAAAAGACACAUCCCGGGGGGGAAAAGACGCAUCCUGGGGAAGACUUUUCCUGGGGAAAGUCCCGCCCCCUUCGCCUCUGGUUGGCUGGAAAAGCUGGAAAUGUCAUCACACGCUCAAGCCAAACGGUCAGCUCUUAUAGCCAAUCAGAGGCGAAGGAGGGCGGGACCUUUUUGAGAUGGCUUUCUGUCAUGAUAGCAUGUACUGAUUAGGGGCCAGUACUAGAUAAGCACAUAAAACUAUGGUAACAACUGUUAGCUUACGUUAGCACAGAUGAAAGUUAAAACAAAGACGUUUAGCAAACUGUUAAAGCACACAAAACUUCGUCAUAUGAGAUAUCUGACGUUAUGACUCUCCACAAGUUGUCCUUCAGGUCGUUAUCUUUGUAACGUUUGUGUCUUUUAUCAAAAAGCACUCUGUUCUCCAACACGUAAACAAUCAGUCGGUCGGCCAUGUUGGAUAUACCGGUGCAUCUGACGUUGCAACAACACGCAAUCUGAUUGGUCAGAAGUGGACACACAGUAUGCGAAACUUUAGGAAAAUUGACCGUGAUCCGAAAAAAUAAAUGCAGCAAUAUCACAGGACGGGAAAAUGUUGCUGAUGUGAACGCUUGUAUUGACAGGAUACAGGUUCGAAAAAAAAUUUUGACGUCCGAAAUAAUCGUUCGAAAAGAACGCUCCCGGUGUGAAAGGACCUUGAUAAGUAUAAUUUGAGACAUUCCUUCCAAACACAACUCUGGUCAGCGCUCUCAUUUAAACCUUUUUACCAUCCUGCCUUUUAAAAAUAUCGUGCAGAACUGGAAUCAGAAACAGAAUCAGAACCAGAAUCAUUCAAAUUCACCCAACUUCCUGUCCAGGUGUUGAAGCUGGAGUCAGCUGGUCUCCUGAGACUCCUCCUCCUUUGUUUCAGAGUCUAACGGGACACUUUGGUGACUUUGGGGAGGAUCAAGUGGAGGUAAACUUCUCACUGGAGAACAACCAGUUCAUCCUGUCCAGAGGAGAAAGGGGGCAGGGCGUUUCUCUGAAGGUCCGGACCGUAAAACCGAACAAAGUCCAGAAUCUUCAGAACUCUAAGGUUCUCUUUUUACAACCGUCCUGUCAUUCCUCUCUCCCAGAGACCUGCCUUCUGCCCCAUUAAACACCUAUCAGUCACUGAUGCAGCUGCUCUCCCAUUGGACAUCCAGCAGCGUGGUGUAGAUGUGGGCGUGGCCAUCCUCUUGCAGACGACCAAUCAGAGAGUGUUACUUACACGGCGAGCCAGGGAGCUGCGGGUAUUUCCCAACGUCUGGGUUCCUCCAGGUCAGAGACUCUGAUGUCUGUUAGGUAGAGCAGCAGGGCAUUGCGGGAAAUGUAGGACAGAGUGUGUGUGGAUCCGUUUUCAUGGUUUGACCCUCUUUGUUCUCUCUGGUCUGGGUUUCAGGAGGUCACGUUGAGCCUGAUGAGACGGUGAGUUUCUACAUCCUGAAUGAUCUGACCUCUGAGCUCAGGGUCUUCUGACAUGGUGUCCUUUGGGGGGGGGGGGUGCAGCUGCUGGAUGCAGGUCUAAGGGAGCUGAAGGAAGAAACCGGACUGAAACUGGAUCCAGAAGAGGUUUCUCCAAAAGUCCUUGGACUCUGGGAGGUGAGAUAGGGGUUUCUGUCAGGUCUUCAUCAGGUCUCCAUUGGGUCUCUGUCAGGUCUUCAUCAGGUGUCUUUCAGGUCUCCAUCAGGUCUCCAUUAGAUCUCCAUCAGGUCUAAUGGCAGACAACUCGCUUAUGCACUGAACACCAUUCAAUGGAAACACCCGCAAAUCGCAAUUGUACUUUGUCGAAAUUUGAUAAACAUCGCUUUUAUUUUGCGAAAAAAUGUAAAAUGGAAUGUAAUGUAAUGGAAACGCAGCUCUUCAACAGGUGUCUGCCAGGUCUUCAUCAGGUUUCUGUCAGGUCUCCAUCAGGUCUUUGUCAGAUCUCCAUCAGUUCUCAGUCAGGUCUUCAUCAGGUCCAUGUCAGGUUUCGAUCAGGCCUUAUAAGGUCUCUGUCAGGUCUUCAUCAGGUCUCUUUCAGGUCUUCAUCAGGUCUCUGUCAGGUCUUCAUCAGGUCUUUAUCAGGUCUCUGUCAGGUCUUCAUCAGGUCACUGUCAGGACUUCAUCAGGUCCUUGUCAUGUCUUCAUCUUGUCUUAAUCAGGUCUAUGUCAGGUCUCUGUCAGGUCUUCAUCAGGUUUCUGUCAGGUCUCCAUCAGGUCUUCGUCAGAUCUCCAUCAGUUCUCACUCAGGUCUUCAUCAGGUGUCAGUCCGGUCUUCAUCAGGUCUAUGUCAGGUCUUCAUCUUGUCUUAAUCAUGUCUAUGUCAGGUAUUCAUCAGGUUUCAUUCAGGUCUCCAUCAGGUCUUUGUCAGAUCUCCAUCAGUUCUCACUCAGGUCUUCAUCAGGUCUUCAUCAGGUGUCAGUCCGGUCUUCAUCAGGUCUAUGUCAGGUUUUCAUUAGGUCUUCAUAAGGUCUCUGUCAGGUCUUCAUCAGGUCUCUUUCAGGUUUUUAUCAGGCCUCUGUCAGGUCUUUAUCAGUUCUUUGUCAGGUUUCCAUCAGGUCUUUAUCAGUUCUUCAUCAGGUCUCUGUAGGUCUCCAUUAGAUCUACAUCAUGACUUCAUCAGGUUUAUUAGAUCUCCUUUAGGUCUCAGUCAGGUCUUCAUCAGGUCUCGGUCAGGUCUCUGUCAGGUCUCCUUCAGGUCUUCAUCAGAUCUCUGUCAGGUUUUCAUCAGGUCUUGAUCAGGCUUUCAUCAGGUCUCUAUCAGGUCUUCAUCAGUUUUCAGUCAGGUCUUUGUCAGUUUUCAAUCAGGUCUCUAUCGGGUCUCUGUCAGGUCUUCAUCAGGUCUCUGUCAGGUCUUCAUUAGGUCUCUUUCAGGUCUCCAUUAGAUCUCCAUCAGGUCUCAGUCAAGUCUUAAUCAGGUCUUUAUAAGGUCUCUGUCAGGUCUUCAUUAGGUCUCAUUCUGGUCUUCAUCAGGCCUCUGUCAGGUCUUUAUCAGUUCUUUGUCAGGUCUCCAUCAGGUCUUUGUCAGUUCUUCAUCAGGUCUCUGUCAGGUCUUCAUCAGGUCUCUGACAGGUCUUCAUCAGGUCUUCAUAAGGUGUCACUCAGGUCUUCAUCAGGUCUCUGUCAGGUUUUCAUCAGGUCUACAUCAGGUCUCUGUCAGGUCUUCAUCAGGCCUCACUCAGGUAUUUAAAAGGUCUUCAUCAGGUCUCUCUCAGGUGUUCUUCAGGUCUUCAUCAGGUCUCUGUCAGGUCCUCACCAGGUCUUUGUCAGGACUUCAUCAGGUCUUCAUCAGGUCUCUGUCAAGUCUUCAUCAGGUCUUUGUCAGGACUUCAUCAGGUUUUCAUCAGUUCUCUGUCAGGUCUUCAUCAGGUAACUGUCAGGUCUUUAUCAGGUCUUCACCAAGUCUUCAUAAGGUCUCUGUUAGGUCUUCAUCAGGUUUUUAACAGGUCAUCAUCAGGUAUUUAUCAGGUCUCCAUCUGGUCUCUUUCAGGCCUUCAUCAGGUCACUGUCAGGUCUUCAUCAGGUCUCUGUCAGGUCUCCAUCAUGACUCCAUCAGGUCUUUAUCAGGUCUUCAUCAGAUCUUCAUCUUGUCUCUGUCAGGUCUUCAUCAGGUCAUUAUCAGUUCACUGUCAGGUCUUCAUCAGGUCAUUAUCAUUUCACUGUCAGGUCUUCAUCAGGUCAUUAUCAGGUCUCUGUCAGGUCUUCAUCAGGUCUUUUUCAGGACUUCAUCAGGUUUAUCAGGUCUCUGUUAGGUCUUCAUUAGGUCACUGUCAGGUCUUUAUCAGGUCUCCAUUAAGUCUCCGUUAGAUCUCCAUCAGGUCUCAAUCAAGUCUUAAUCAGGUCUUUCAUCAGAUCUCAGAUAGGUCUCAGUCAGGUGUCCUCAAGGUCUCUAUCUGGCCUUCAUAAAGUAUCACUCAGGUCUCUGACAGGUCUUCAUCACGUCUCUAUCAGGUCUUCAUCAGGUCUUACUCAGAUCUUGCACAGGUCUUCAUCAGGUCUCUGUCAGGUCUUUAUCAGUUCUUACACAAAUCUUCAUCAGAUCUCUGUCAGAUCUACAUCAAGUCUCUUUCAGGUCUCUAUCAGGUCUCUGUCAGGUCCUCAUCAGGUCUCUGUUUGGUCUUCAUCAGGUCUUCAUCAGGUCUUUUUCAGGUCUCUGUCCGGUCUUCAUUAGGUCUUCAUCAGGACUUGAUCAGUUCUUUAUUCUGUCUCUGUCUGGUCUUCAUCAGGUCCCUGUCAGGUCUUCAUCAGGUCACUGUCAGGUCUACAUCAGGUCUUUGUCAGGUCUUCAUCAGGUCUCACUCAGGUCUUUAACAGGUCUUCAUCAGGUCUCUUUCAGGCAUCUGUCAUAUCUUCAUCAGGUCUCUGUCAGGUGUUCUUCAGGUCUCCAUCAGGUCUCUUUCAGGCCCUCAUCAGGUCUUUGUCAGGACUUCAUCAGGUCCUCAUCAGGUCUCUGUCAGGUCCUCAUCAGGUCUUCAUCAGGUCUUUGUCAGGACUUCAUCAGGUCUUCAUCAGGUCUCUGUCAGUUCUUUAUCAGGUAACUGUCAGGUCUACUAUAGGUCUCUAUCAGGCCUCAAUCAGAUCUCCAUCAAGUCUCUGUCAGGUCUUCAUCAGGUCUCACUCAGGUCUUAAUCAGGUCUUCAUCAGGUCUCUGUUAGGUCCUCAUCAGGUCUUUGUCAGGUCUUCAUCAGGUCACUGUCAGGUCUUCAUCAGGUCUUCAUCAGGUCUUGUUCAAAUCUUCAUCAGAUCUCUGUCAGAUCUACAUCAAGUCUCUUUCAGGUCCUCAUCAGGUCUCUGUCAGGUCUUCAUCAGGUCUUCUUCAGGACUUGAUCAGUUAUUCAUUCUCUCUCUGUCAGGUCUUAAUCAGGUCUCUGUCAGGUCUUCAUCAGGUCUUUGUCAGGACUUCAUCAGGUCCUCAUCACGUCUCUGUCAGAUCCUCAUCAGGUCUUCAUCAGGUAUUUGUCAGGACUUCAACAGGUCUUCAUCAGGUCUCUGUCAGGUCUUUAUCAGGUAACUGUCAGGUCUACUAUAGGUCUCUAUCAGGCCUCGAUCAGAUCUCCAUCAAGUCUCUGACAGGUCUUCAUUCUGUCUCUGUCAUGUCUUCAUCAGGUCUCACUCGGGUCUUAAACAGGUCUUCAUCAGGUCUCUGUUAGGUGCUCAUCAGGUCUUUGUCAGGUCUUCAUCAGGUCUCUGUCAGGUCUUUUCCUCAGGUCUUUAUCAGGUCUUGUUCAAAUCUUCAUCAGAUCUCUGUCAGAUCUACAUCAAGUCUCUUUCAGGUCUCUUUCAGGUCCUCAUCAGGUCUCUGUUAGGUGUUCAUCAGGUCUUCUUCAGGUCUCUUUCAGGUCUCUGUCAGGUCUUCUUCAGGACUUGAUCAGUUCUUCAUUCUCUCUCUGUCAGAUCUUAAUCACGUCUCUGUCAGGUCUUCAUCAGGUCUCUGUUAGGACUUUAUCAGGUCUUUAUCAGGUCUCUGUCAGGUCUACAUCAGGUCUCUGUCAGGUCUUCAUCAGGUCUUAAACAGGUCUUCAUCAGGUCUCUGUUAGGUGCUCAUCAGGUGUUUGUCAGGUCUUCAUCAGGUCUCUGUCAGGUCUUCAUCAGGUCUUUAUCAGGUCUUGUUCAAAUCUUCAUCAGAUCUCUUUCAGAUCUACAUCAAGUCUCUUUCAGGUCUUUUUCAGGUCCUCAUCAGGUCUCUGUUAGGUCUUCAUCAGGUCUUCUUCAGGUCUCUUUCAGGUCUCUGUCAGGUCUUCAUCAGGUCUUCUUCAGGACUUGAUCACUUCUUCAUUCUCUCUCUGUCAGGUCACUGUCAGGUCUCUGUCAGGUCUUCAUCAGGUCUCUGUUAGGACUUUAUCAGGUCUUUGUCAGGUCUACAUCAGGUCUCUGUCAGGUCUUCAUCAGGUCUCACUCAGGUCUUAAACAGGUCUUCAUCAGGUCUCUGUCAGGUGUUCUUCAGGUCUUCAUCAGGUCUCUGUCAGGUGUUCUUCAGGUCUACAUCAGGUCUCUUUCAGGUCCUCAUCAGGUCUUUGUCAGGACUUCAUCAGGUCUUCAUCAGGUCUCUGUCAGGUCCUCAUCAGGUCUUCACCAGGUCUUUGUCAGGACUUCAUCAGGUUUUCAUCAGUCCCCUAUCAGGUCUUCAUCAGGUCCUCAUCAGGUCUUCAUCAGGUCUUUGUCAGGACUUAAUCAGGUUUUCAUCAGUUCUCUGUCAGGUCUUCAUCAGGUAACUGUCAGGUCUUUAUCAGGUCUCCACCAAAUCUUCAUAAGGUCUCUGUUAGGUCUUCAUCAGGUUUUUAUCAGGUCAUCAUCAGGUAUUUAUCAGGUCUUCAUCAGGUGUCUCUCAGUUCUUCAUCGAGUCAUCAUCAGUUCUCAGUCAGGUCUCCAUCUGGUCUAUUUCAGGCCUUCAUCAGGUCACUGUCAGGUCUUCAUCAGGUCUCUGUCAGGUCUCCAUCAUGACUCCAUCAGGUCUUUAUCAGGUCUUCAUCAGAUCUCCAUCAGUUCUCCGUUAGGUUUUCAUCAGUUGUCAGUCAGGUCUUCAUCAGGUCUUCAUCUUAUCUCUGUCAGGUCUUCAUCAGGUCAUUAUCAGUUCACUGUCAGGUCUUCAUCAGGUCAUUAUCAGUUCACUGUCAGGUCUUCAUCAGGUCAUUAUCAGGUCUUAAACAGGUCUUCAUCAGGUCUCUGUCAGGUGUUCUUCAGGUCUUCAUCAGGUCUCUGUCAGGUGUUCUUCAGGUCUACAUCAGGUCUCUUUCCGGUCCUCAUCAGGUCUUUGUCAGGACUUCAUCAGGUCUUCAUCAGGUCUCUGUCAGGUCCUCAUCAGGUCUUCACCAGGUCUUUGUCAGGACUUCAUCAGGUUUUCAUCAGUCCCCUAUCAGGUCUUCAUCAGGUCCUCAUCAGGUCUUCAUCAGGUCUUUGUCAGGACUUCAUCAGGUUUUCAUCAGUUCUCUGUCAGGUCUUCAUCAGGUAACUGUCAGGUCUUUAUCAGGUCUCCACCAAGUCUUCAUAAGGUCUCUGUUAGGUCUUCAUCAGGUUUUUAUCAGGUCUUCAUCAGGUAUUUAUCAGGUCUUCAUCAGGUGUCUCUCAGUUCUUCAUCGAGUCAUCAUCAGUUCUCAGUCAGGUCUAUUUCAGGCCUUCAUCAGGUCACUGUCAGGUCUUCAUCAGGUCUCUGUCAGGUCUCCAUCAUGACUCCAUCAGGUCUUUAUCAGGUCUUCAUCAGAUCUCCAUCAAUUCUCCGUUAGGUUUUCAUCAGUUGUCAGUCAGGUCUUCAUCAGGUCUUCAUCUUGUCUCUGUCAGGUCUUCAUCAGGUCAUUAUCAGUUCACUGUCAGGUCUUCAUCACGUCAUUAUCAUUUCACUGUCAGGUCUUCAUCAGGUCAUUAUCAGGUCUCUGUCAGGUCUUCACCAGGUCUUCAUCAGGAAUUUGUCAGUUCUCCAUCAGGUCUUCAUCAGAUUUCCUUCAGUUCUUAGUCAUGUCUUCAUUCGGUCUUCAUUAUGUGUCAGUCAGGUCUUCAUCAGGUCUCUGUCAGUUCUCAGUUAGGUCUUCAUCACGUCUUUAUUGGGUCUCCGUCAGGUCUUUAUCCAAUCAUUAUCAUGUCUCUGUCAUGUCUUCAUCAGGUCUUCAUCAGGUUUCUUUCCCGUCUCCAUCAUGUUUUCAUCAGGUCUUCAUCAGAUCUCCAUCAGUUCUCCGUUAGGUCUGUCACACUCUGCUGUGUAUCUCAGGCUGACUCUCACUCACCUCCCUGCCACACCUCCUCAUCAGCACUGAUUCCCCACACCUGUGAAUGACAAGCUGCAGCUCCUCACUGCUGAUUAGCCAGCCAGCAUUUAAGUCACUCUGUGUCCCUCAUUCAGUGCCAGAUUAUCUUCGCAACAUGCACGACUCUCCAGCAUUAUUUCUCGGAUUGACUUCUCGGUUUCGACUCCUGCUUGUCUCUGACCACGUCUUAUCAUCUCAGCCCUUUGAUCCCCUGUCAAGUUUCUUCGCUCCGGUGAGAACUUCAGGUUUCGCUGUGUUGCUGGCUUCCCGACCUACUGCCUGUCCAGGACUAUCCUUCCGUCUGAUCCCUCUGGAAUUAGUCUGCCCUGCUGAUUGUCUGCCUGGAUUCGACAUUGCCUCCGCUUCUACCACGAGCCCAGCCUGCCCCUCAACAGUGCCGCUGCACUUCACAAAGACUCUCAGGUGUAGUGUGUUUUCCGUGUGCACUCACCUUUCUGCAAUAUAAGUAUCUUCUAAACAACUACCUGCCGUUGUGCUGCACUUGGGUCCUACAUCCACACCCCUUUGACAAGGUUUUUAAUCAGGUGUCAGUCAAGUCUUCAUCAGGUCUCUGUCAGGUCUUCAUUAUGUCUCUAUCAGGACUUCAUCAGGUCUGUUUCAGGCCUUCAUCAGGUCACUGUCAGGUCUUCAUCAGGUCUCUGUCAGGUCUCCAUCAUGACUCCACCAGGUCUUUAUCAGGUCUUCAUCAGAUCUCCAUCAGUUCUCUGUUAGGUCUUCAUCAGUUGUCAGUCAGAUCUUCAUCAGGUCCCUGUCAGGUCUUCAUGUCUAUAUCAGGACUUCAUCCGGUCUCUUUCAGGCCUUCAUCAGGUCUCUGUCAGGUCUUCAUCAGGUCUUCAUCAGUUCUCUGUCAGGUCUUCAUUAGAUCUCUUUCAGGACUUCAUCAGGUCUCUGUCAGGUCUUCAUCAGAUCUCCAUCAGUUCUCCGUUAGGUCUUCAUCAGUUGUCAGUCAGGUCUUCAUCAGGUCUCUGUCAGUUAUCUUGAAGACUUAAAAACAGGCAACUGGACUGUGUAGAGUUAAGAAGACGUUUUGCCUCUUAUCCAAGAAGCUUCUUCAGUUCUAAAAGUGCUAGUGUCAGGAGCAGAUAUUUAUCUUACUGGACCCAGAUGAAACCAUGGUUUCCUAUGAUGUCACAUCACUUUUCACAAGUAUUCCAACAACAGAGGCAGUCCAAGCAGUAAGACAACGCCUCUCACAGGACAGCACACUGGAAGUCAGAACCAACUUAACCCCGGACCACAUCUGCUCCUUAUUGGACAUCUGCCUCAGCACCACCUAUUUCCAGUUCAGAGAGCGCCAUUACAGACAGAAACACGGAUGCGCGAUGGGCUCCCCGGUUUCUCCAAUAGUGGCAAACCUGUACAUGGAAGAGGUAGAGAGGAAGGCCCUAACCUCUUUCAAGGGAGCUGCUCCUAGCCACUGGUUCAGAUAUGUGGAUGACACCUGGGUUAAGAUCAAAACACAUGAAGUAGAGGCCUUCACUGACCAUAUCAACACAGUGGACAGCAACAUCAAGUUCACCCGUGAAGAUGUCAAGGACAAAGUGUUGGCCUUUUUGGACUGUGCUGUACACUUGGAGGCAGAUGGGUGUCUCAACGUUGAAGUGUACAGGAAACCAACACACACGGAUCAAUAUCUACUUUUUGAUUCCCACCAUCCUCUGCAGCACAAACUGGGUGUCAUCAGAACACUCAACCACCGGGCCGAGAACAUUCCCACGAAGAAAGAAGGUAAGGAAAAGGAACAAAAGCACAUCAAAAAUGCCCUGACAACCUGUGGAUACCCUAAGUGGGCCUUUGUGAAGAACAGAAAGAGAAAUAACACUGAACAGGAAAGGGAGGAGAGACGCAAGAGCACUGUAAUCCCUUACGUUGCAGGCCUGUCUGAGAAACUCAAGAGGAUCUUUGGCAAACACCACAUUCCAGUUCAUUUCAAGCCUGGUAACACACUAAGGCAGAGGCUAGUCCAUCCCAAGGACAAAACACCGAGACAUAAACAGAGUAAUGUGGUAUAUGCUGUCCAGUGCAGCGAGGAAUGCUCAGACCUGUACAUUGGGGAAACUAAACAACCGCUUCACAAGCGCAUGGCUCAACAGGAGCCAGGAGAGCCACUUCCUCAGGUCAGGACUCAGCUGUCCACCUUCACUUGAAGGAUACAGGUCACUCUUUUGAGGACAGCGAUGUACAGGUGUUGGCUCGAGAAGACAGAUGGUUUGAAAGAGGAGUUAAAGAAGCCAUCUUUACCAGGCUGAAGAAACCUUCUCUGAACAGAGGGGGUGGACUCAGGCACAAUCUCUCUGGCACUUACAAUGCAGUUCUCAGCUCUCUCCCCAGAAAGCUCCACAAACAUUCACACCUGAAACCACAUGACUCAGGUGGCAUGAGUCAUGUGGUCACAUGAUAGGAGUCGCUAACGACCCUUUCAGGAUAACGACUUGGGGGGGACACACCGAGAGAUGGGUUUCUACGACCCAUUCUUUUCAACUCCAGCCAGUCGUUAACUGUCCCCCUUCUCCAGUAAGAUAAAUAUCUGCUCCUGACACUAGCACUUUUAGAACUGAAGAAGCUUCUUGGAUAAGAGGCGAAACGUCUUCUUAACUCUACACAGUCCAGUUGCCUGUUUUUAAGUCUUCAAGAUAACCAUGACCUGGAUGAAUGAGAAUCUACAUGGACGUCUCUGUCAGUUCUUCAAUAGGUCUUCAUCAGGUCGCUGUCAGGUCUUAAUCAGGUCUUCAUAUGGUAUCUGUCAAGUCUUCAUCGGGUCUCUUUCAGGUCUUCAUCAGGUCUUCAUCAAUUCACAGUCAGGUCUCCAUCGGGUCUCUUUUAGUUCUUCAUCAGGUCUCCAUCAGGUCUUCAUCAGGUUUCUUUCAGGUCUCCAUCAUGUUUCCAUUAGAUCUCCAUCAGGUCUCUGCAGGUCUUCAUGAGGUCUUAGUCAGGUCUCUAUAAGGCCUCAAUCAGAUCUCCAUCAGGUCUCCAACAGGUUUUCAUUCAGUUUCUGUCAGGUCUUCAUCAGGGCUCUGUCUGGUCUUCAUCAGGUCUCUGUCAGCUCUUCAUCAGGUCUUUGUCAUGUCUUCAUCAGCACUCUCUCAUUACUUGAUCAGGUAUUCAUUAGGUCACUGUCAGGUCUCUUUCAGAUCUACAUCAGGUCUCUGACAGGUCUUCCUCAGGUCUUUGUCAGGUCUUCCUGAGGUCUCUGUCUGGUCUUCAUCAGGUGUCAGUCAGGUCUUCAUCAGGUUUCUGUCAGGUCUUUGUGAGGUCUCUGUCUUGUCUUCAUCAGGUCUUUGUGAGGUCUCUGUCAGGUCUUCAUCAGAUCUCCAUCAAUUCUCAGUCAGGUCUAUAUCAGGUCUUCAGUCAUGUCUUCAUCAGGUCUUCAUCAGGUCUAUGUCAGGUUUUCAUCAGGAUUUUUUUUCAGGUUUUCAUCAGGUCUCUGUCAGGUUUUCUUCAGGUCUCUGUCAGUUCUUCAUUAGGUCUUCAUCAGGUCUCUGUCCGGUCUUCAUUAGGUCUUCAUCAGGUCUUCAUUAGGUCUCUGUCGGGUUUUCAUCAGGUCUCUGUCAGUUCUUCAUUAGGUCUUCAUCAGGUCUCUGUCCGGUCUUCAUUAGGUCUUCAUCAGGUCUCACCUGCUCACAUCUAGAAACAUGUGUUUAGACUCUGGUCUGAGACUGUGGACCCCCCCUCUUUUGGUGUUUUAUGUCAGGAUCCACUGUUCUGUUUUCUCUGGGUUAGAUCCUGAUUCUUAGUUCUGAAGGAACCUGAUCAGUGAGACUCAGAACCAAAAAUCCAUUUUCAGUUAAAAUCUUUAUUUUAGUGUCACAGAUGAGAGGAGACUGAACACAGAGCAGAGUUUCUUAGUUUAGUAUUCUCUGAUAAAAAGACUUCAAACUGUAUUAUAUAUAAUGUUGGGCUAUAUAAAACAAUAAUUAUAUAUAUCAAAAAUUAAUUUUCCUCAAUAUCAAUAUGAAACAUGAUAAAUACACUUUUCAAUAUGUUGUCAAUGUCACUCUGCCAUGUUUUGGUAGACUAUAUGAAUAGCCAAUGAAAAUGGGAGUUGCUCCAGGUCUGCUUAGUACUGAACCAAAUUAUGUCGAGUACAUGUUUUCACAAAGUCGGGAAUACCUCAAAUCUUAUUCACCAACUGAAGCAGCGUCACGUCGCAGAGCACGCGCAAUGCAAAAGGUUACAAACCUCAAGAGGAGCAAGGAGCGUCAAAGAGACCUCACAGAUGCAGUAACUUGUUGUAUUGGAAAAGACAUGCGACCAAUAAACACUGUUAAAUUUCAUUUUUUAUAUCCUGAUAUAUAUCUAUAUCAACUGAUAUGAAAAAAAUAUAUCGUGAUAAACUUUUUUCCAUAUUGCCUAGCCAUAAUUCAUAGUGUGUGUGUGCAUACAGUUGAGGCCAAGUUUUUUUCCAAAAUUUUCGAAGUGCUGUUCAACAGAUUAAUGAUUUUUUUAUACAGCUUUUCCAAACAUCCUAGUUUUAUUUUAGAUCCUUACAUUAUUUUACUUUGCACACAGAAACAAAAUUAUUUCACAAAAAACAAAAACUACCAGGGUCAAAAUUAUUAGCCCCCUUAAGAAUUGAUGUUUUUAUUGAGCCGAAACAAAAACCACUGUUGUGCAAUCAUGUGCUUUCACUUUCGAGUGCUCACAGCUUGUAAUCAAUCAAUCAAUUAAGUGAAAACAAAGGGUUGUCCUACACUUUACACACUGUAUAAAAACCUUGUUAAGCGUUUGAGCUGUCACUUGAGAAGGCAUCAUGGCAAAUACAAAAUAAUUCAGUUAAGACUUGAGAAAAAGAAUUGUUGAUGCUCACAAAGCAGGAGAAGGAUAUAAAAAUGUAUCAUGGCGUUUCCAAGUAUCAAGAAGUGGAGUGAGAAGUAUCAUCAAGAAAUUCAAGGAGAAUCACACAGCACAGAACAAGUCUGGGAGAGGUAGGAAGCGAAAGAUUUCAAAGAAACUGGAAAGAAAACUGAUGGGAGAUGUGUCGAAACAACCUAGAACAACCACCAAAACAGAAGUUGGUGACUUAGCCAAGUCAGGAAUUAUGAUGUCAAACAAGACAGUCUCUAGAGCCCUGAACAGAAAUGGACUGCGAGGAUGCAGGUCAAGAAAAACUCCACUUCUACAAAAGAGACACCUUCAAGCCAGACUGAGGUAUGCUAAAGACAAUCUGGAGAAAGAUUGUUCAAACCGGAGAUGUGUUCUUUGGACAGAUGAGACCAAACUAGAGCCCUUUAGUCACAGAAACAUUGCUUAUGUUUGGAGAAAGAAGGGAGAGGCGUAUAACCCCAAGAACACUGUCCCCACAGUUAAACACGGUGGUCGGAGCAUCAUGCUGUGGGGAUGUUUCAGUGUAUCUGGAACUGGGAAUCUUGUCAAGGUUGAAGGAAUAAUGAAGAAAGAAGGAUAUGUGAAGAUUUUGAAAGAAAACCUCAAGGAGUCAGCAGCAAAACUGGGUCUGGGUCGUCACUUUGUCUUCCAACAUGACAACGACCCGAAACAUGCAGCACUCCUGGUGAGGAGCUGCCUCCAGGAAACCAAAGUGAACGCUAUUGACUGACCUGUACAAAGCCCUGACUUAAAUCCCAUUGAAAAUCUGUGGGCUGCACUGAAGACCAGGGUCCAUGCUAGUAGACCAUCAAAUCUGGAGGAGGUUGAAAGAUUUGCCAAAGAGGAAUUGGCUGGGAUUCCUCAGGAGAUGUGCCAGAGCCUUGUUACAAACUACAGCAAUCUACUGCAUGCUGUUAUCCAGCAAAAAGGACACACAAUUGACUAUCAGGCUCAGGGGGGCUAAUAUUUUUGACCCUGGUAGUUUUUGGUUUUUGUGAAAUAAUUUUGUUUCUGUGUGCAAAGUAAAAUAAUGUGAGGAUCCAAAAUAAAACUAGAAUGUUUGGAAAAGCUGUUUGAAAAAAUCAAUAAUCUGUUGAACAGAGGUCUUACAGCAGCUUUCAUGAGGAACUUUUUUUCCAAUAAAUGAAAACAUGAAACAGUUUGAAUAAAGGACUAAAGGAAACAAUAGACUGAAGUGGGUCAGCUGGAGUGGGUCAGUUAGUCCUGAUCCAGAGCUGCUCAGCAUGCUCACGCUGGUGUGUGUUGUCAGGUGUGUGUUGUCAGGUGUGAGUCAGUGAAACUCAUCAUACGAAGGUCAUUGUGUUUUUAAAACUUCAGCUGAGAAGCUUGAGUGUUGAUUGGCUGUCUGUGUAGCCAGUCAGUGGGGGCGGUAGGUGGGACAAUGUCACACAGCCAAGAGUGUUGACUUUAGGCAGAGAGGCAGCUGUGGUCAAGCUGAACGCCACGUUUUAAAAUAAACUGAUUUGAUCGUCUAUUGGUCGAAAUAAAGGCAGAUGAUUAUGGUCGUAAAAAUGCAGAAUAUUGAUUAUUGGUCGUUCGUUACUUUUCUGUCUCUCACUUGAACCCUUGGUGUCUGUCUCAGUCCUCCUACCCCCCCAUGCUGUCCAGAGGACUCCCUCAGAGACAUCACAUCGUGGUCUACAUGCUGCUGCUCUCCUCCCUCUCUCACCUGCAGCUUCAGGUACUCGGACCCUCACAUGUGAAUCAAAAAUGAUGUUUGGCGCCACAGCGUGACGGUCUGACUCCUCCCUGCAGGUGUCCCUGAGCCCGUCUCUUGCUGAGGUCAGCGCCUGUUUGUGGGCCGACAGUCAGCUGGUCAGAGCCGUCGUGUCGGCCGUGGACGGGAAGGACUCCGAGGUUCGGUUUGACGACCUGCCCAGCAGCAUCAGGUACUGACACUAAGUAAAACUGACUUAAUGUAUUGGUGGAGCUUGAAAGAUUUGCCAAAGAGGAAUGGGCUGGGAUUCCUCAGGAGAUGUGCCAGAGCCUUGUUACAAACUACAGCAAAUGACUGCAUGCUGUUAUCCAACAAAAAGGACACACAAUUGACUAUCAGGCUCAGGGGGGCUAAUAUUUUUGACCCUGGUAGUUUUUGGUUUUAUGUGAAAUAAUUUUGUUUUGAAAAGCACUAAAGAAAUUUUGGAAAAAAAAUUCAUGGGGGGGGUAAUAAUUUUGGCCUCAUCUGUAUAUCUUCGCACGCAGCAGCCACAGUGUAAAUGAUUAAAGGAGAGUGAACAGGUAAACUCCUGAACCUGAGGCAAAUCAGGGAGUUGGAACAAUGACGGGAAGUUGUCCCAGUGCAAUAAAAGCUUUUAAUUCUGGGUUAGACUCAGUUUAAAAAGUCAGUGAGGACGUGGUGGACCCAGGUAGUUCUGUGAGACCAGAACCACAGGAGUGUCUGUACUGGACUGAACCUAAGAGCAGACCGAGAGAAGGCCCACCGAGACCUCCAUGUGGACAAACUUCCCCUCAGAGCGUCAUCUGACCUUUGACCUCCUGCUCUCAGUGUCUCUCAGGUGUCUGCAGACGGUGCUCUGACCGACUCCUCUCUGCCGAUGAAGGUGUUCGUCAGCCGGGCGCCAUCCAGUGGCCCGGAUGUGGAGCGGGUCAGCACCGGGACCAAGUACGCCCUGGAGCUGUGGCUGAGGAGUCUGAAUACCUUCUGA